AUGAGCUCCUCCACCGCAGCAGUCCUCUAUGCUAUCACGGUAUCCGUACCGCCGGUCUCGACGAGACCAGAUGACGCGAAAGAAAAGAGCCACCAUGUUCAAGGCGGAUUCACUAACCCUUGGGAUUCCUGGAGAACAGUCGACUUCAAAGCUAUGAGACAGUUGCUGGGUCGUCAGGUCACCGGCAAAGCGAACCGGCCCGACACAACUCCUCCAACCGUGCCUGUUCGCAAACCAGAGUUCCUGGCAAGUCGUGAGAAUACGUCGCUGCGAGCAACCUGGCUCGGUCACGCGUGCUACUAUGUUGAAUUUCCCAGUGGUCUACGCGUGCUGUUUGACCCUGUCUUUGAGGAUCGCUGUUCGCCUCUGUCGUGGUUGGGCCCCAAGCGCUACACUGAGGCGCCUUGUCAGAUCAAAGAUAUUCCCAUCAUCGACGCCGUGGUCAUCUCGCACAAUCACUACGACCAUCUUUCGUAUCCUACUAUCAAGGAGAUAUCCGAGCGUCAUCCUAACUGCCACUUCUUCGCUCCCCUCGGCAACAAAGAAUGGUUCACGUGCUCGGGUAUCGAAAAGAUGACUGAACUCGACUGGUGGGAGGAACGAGACAUUGCUCUCUCGCCGUCUAAACCCACUGGCACGGAAGUCACGGAGCCUGCGAAUAACAGUGCCGCCUCGGCUGACAUCCAAGCGCGGAUCAGCUGUCUACCCUGCCAACACACUAGCAAUAGAGGUCUGUUCGACCGGGGCAAGACUCUGUGGUCUUCCUGGGCGAUUGAAUCCGGCGGCCGCAAGGUGUAUUUCGCCGGAGACACCGGGUACAGAGCUGUGCCCGAACUUCCGGACGAUGUCGAUGACUACGCCCCAGAAUACAACUUCCCCACUUGCCCUGCUUUCAAGAAGGUCGGUGAGUUCCGAGGACCUUUUGACCUGGGGUUGAUUCCUAUCGGCGCAUACAAGCCUCGUUGGUUCAUGAGCCCCAUGCAUGCGAACCCCCAUGAUGCCGUCAAUAUCUUCAAGGAUACCAAAUGCAAGAGGGCUUUGGGUAUGCACUGGGGCACCUGGGUUUUGACCGAGGAGGACGUGCUCGAACCCCCGAAGAAGUUGCGGGAAGCUCUGAGGACGAAUGAGAUUCCCGAGGAAGGUGUCUUUGAUGUUUGCGACAUUGGUGAGAGUCGGGAGUUCUGA
Messenger RNA from Aspergillus terreus NIH2624, 1185 nucleotides. Its product is annotated as putative Zn-dependent hydrolase/oxidoreductase family protein. NCBI's taxonomy places the organism in Eukaryota, Fungi, Ascomycota, Eurotiomycetes, Eurotiales, Aspergillaceae. Gene Ontology annotation, cellular component: membrane-bounded organelle; cytoplasm. The coding region runs from base 1 to 1185 and encodes 394 amino acids. The record is from RefSeq and is a predicted model, not a curated record. The transcript is spliced from 4 exons. Gene Ontology annotation, biological process: N-acylethanolamine metabolic process; N-acylphosphatidylethanolamine metabolic process. Gene Ontology annotation, molecular function: zinc ion binding; N-acylphosphatidylethanolamine-specific phospholipase D activity.